GAAUCCACAAAUAAGUAAACAUUCUUUGUUUAAAAAGCUUAACUGCUUUUAUUGCACUAAAUGCACACAGAUGGGUCCUGUUUCUCUGAAAGGUUCACAUGUCCACUGGAAAUGUCAGGUUUCCACACUGCAGGCUGCAUGUUGGACCUGGACUGAACCUGGACUUAACUUCACAUUUACGACGAUGACAGAGAAAAAUUUCCCCCUUCAGCAAACAAAUGUCAAAAGAGCCUUUUAGCGUCCAGCUCUGCACGUACAACGUUCUGCACAGUGAAGGUCAAAUUUCCAAGAAGGGUAACAAAACCUGCAGUCCAUUUUUGAAUAGAGAGACAAGUUGUUGUUGUUGUUGUUGUUGUUGUUGUUGUUGUUGUUGUUUUUUAAAAAGAAAGAAAUUAUUAGAGACAACCCAUCUACAUCUAUGGAGAAAAUUAGCCAGCUCUUUUAUCUAAUAGGCUCUACAUAAACAGAAACAUUCACCGGGAAAAACAAUAUUGGCACAGCCAGCAAACAUCCAAUACCUUUCACCUCAGUGCCCUCAGCCUCUAUUCUAGGCCGAUGCUACCAAACAAAAGAACAAAAUACACAUGUUCAUGAAAAGGAGGACAUUGCAAAGGGUGUUUGCUGAUCAAUAACGAAAACAGUCGGACACUAUAGUAAUUGCAGAGAGCCACUAUACUUGUAUUUUCUAGAUAAUGCCAUGUUUAGGUGAUUGAAAAUCAACAGUGGCAGGGAAAAUGACUGUAUAGUCUUAAGAAAAGGCACAUUGAUUGCCUUCAAGCAGCGCUCACGUUCUGAUAUGACAAAUAUGAAGGGGGAAAUCACUGGACCUAAGUAACAAAAAAGGUCACCCAAACUGUUUUCAUUUUCUUUUCCUAUCCUCAGCGUUGCUUACCCUUUCCAUGGGACUCAAGUCUUGCAUGAAAAAAAAAAACUAUUCCCCUUUGUCCUUUGUGUAAAUUUAAUGACGUUAUUUAUGACUACAAGGGAGGAAAUGUUUUAAGGGGCACCUGAAGAAAGCCAUCAAAGGAUAAAAUAAUAAAACAGGAUCUGGGAAAUACACUCAUAAGAAAUCCUGAUGUCAGUGAGCAAGAAGCUAGUCAACCAUUAAAAGACUAUUUGUGGUGUCCUGCUGGUGAGAAAACAUCUAAAAGGGUCAGACAGCCUGGCAUGGUGUUUUUUUAGGUCUUUACAUAGAACAAAAAUGCCAUUUUUCCCUUUUGCUUCUCCAGUAGACAGUUAAUUAUUUGCAAUCUAACACGUGUAAUGUCGGUGAUUUAAUCAAGGAGCUCGGGAAUGACACUCAAAUGUCAUCAAGAGUGUUGAUGAGGGUCAUGUCAAAGAGAUUCAUAGCUAAUGAUACUGCAUAGUAGCUUUUAUGUGCUAUGAGCCUUUAGGUUUUAUCGCAAGAAUGCACAAUUUUACAAAAUAAUAUAACCUCUACCUUUUAUUUUAGACUUGAAUAUAUAGAAAAAAGUCAAACGUGGUGUGUUUUCUUCAAACUCUGCAAGCUUCUGUUUAUAUCACUUUAUUUGACAGCAAGGAAGAGUAAAGGUUUUCCAGAAAUAAAGCUAAAAAACAAAUCUGCUUGUUUUGACAGCAGCACUGAUUGUCACACUGAGGUGAAAUGGCUCACCCUUCCCCGAUUGCUCUGUGCCUUUCAUCUUUUACUGAGUCCUAAAAAACACAUGUUCAAUUCACAAUUCCUGAGCAAGUGUCAGGCUGUUAUUGUUUGUCCGCUGCAAGGUCGUCGUAAAGCUCAUCGAGUGACACAUCUGAGAAACUUAAAGUCUCUCUAUCCCACAGCACUCUCUUGUGAAAAGACAAGGAGGGGGUGAAAAUUAGGCCAGGAUAUAGAAAAUAAUAACUCAGUAGUUACUGUCCUGAGGCUGUUUUCAAGCUGCCUUGUUGGCCGUUUAUGAGACCUUCUGUCACCAGUGUAGAUAUACUAUUGUCAGAUACAUGACCUGGUCAAGGACACAGUAUUAGGUUUGCUUUCUGCGUUCGCUGCCUCUUCUACUGCCGUUUCUGUUUUCUCAAAAAUUACAUAACUGAAACUGAACAGUGCAAAAUGAUCACUAUAGAUUUCAGGCACCAACAAACGCGUGUAACCUCAACACAAGGCCAUUGAAUCUAUAUGUCUCGAUGGUGUAUUACAUUAUACAAAGCAAGAAUGUGUGUCGAAUAGAAAACAGUUUUUAGUUUAAUUCGCUGGUAUAUUUAAUUAUGAUUAUUUACUUAUGGAACUUUUUUCCAAGCAGUCAGCCAUUUUUCCAAAUUUUACAACUGUGCACAGUUUAAAUUGUAUAGAUUGAAUGUUGAAGAAGCAGCGUAUUGAAGUAUGGUUUCUUAUUGGGGCUAUAAACUGUCUAGACAACACUCCCCUCUUUUUCACCUUCAGCAAGUCCCUUAAAGGACAUUUGUUUAUUUGAAUAUAAUGCCGUGUCUUUGUCUCACACUUAUCAGCUGUGGCAUUAUAUAACACUUACUGAGGCAUUUUAGAGUGAUAGAGAAUGGUAGAAAGGCCAGUAUCACCAAGAGUUACUGAAACUUUGCAUACUCCUGUCUGUAGGUCAUUUAAAUGAUAUUUUCUUAAAUGAACAUCAGCGCUUUCUCCUAGUAUCAAUCACUCUUUCAUGCAUGGAGCUACUUGUUAAAAAGAAAAUCCAAAUUAAAAAUGUUUCCUGAACUUAUCAGGGUCAAAAACAUGUUUUGUAUAAAUACAAAAAAAAUUGAAAGGAUACAGUGCAAGCUGGUCUGAUUUUCACAUAGGAAGUUGCAUGAAAACCAGCCUUAACUACAGUGUUGCGGUUUAUACUUUUGUUUUUUGCUUUUCUUAAAACUUUAACAUUCAAGCCUCAAUCUAUGAAGCAUGAACACACUUGCCCUAACUUGCCUAAUAGACUACAAGAUCUGCAUUUAUGUGUCAAUUGUGCUUCCACGAACAGUUUAAUCCCUUUACAAGCUUUAUAUCUGUAUGCCUGUUGCUUCUUUUCCUGUCAACAUGCAUAAUUUUACCCAAAAUACACUUUUGUCAAACUACAGUGACCUUCACUGUCCUCUAUGAAAGCAACACUUUAGUAUGCCCUUGGUAUACCAAUUAAUGUCUGCAUGAGUUAAUCUGCGAAAAAGACCUACAAAUAGAACUCCAAGGUUACACUACAACCAUAUUCUGUUAUUCCUAUACUUUGCCCCACACACAGUCUGCAGCAAGACUGUGUGUUUCCACCGGAACAUAUAGCACCCUUUAGAAAUCUGUGGGUGACUGCUGUUGUGUAGUGAGCUAUAAACAUGCAGGAGGUGAUCACUGUGCUCUGCAUUAAUAAAGGUUCCCCCUUUGUAAAUUCUCCUUUGUGAUGUGUAGUGAACUUCCUGGAAUGUUUUUUCGGCACACCGACUGUGCCAACAAUGUGAAUGCUAAUGUGAAGCAGGACCAACAGAGUCAUUCCAGCAUCAUCCUGAUCCCAUAAUAGAACCCUUGUUUUUUUUUUCUUUAUUUUGAUUUCCCCCCCCUGACAAAACAACAUUAUUAUGGCGAGUACAGCAGCAGGAAAUACAGUGACAGAUUCAGCCUCUUUAAUAAAUAAUACAUCACUGCAAAUGGUUAACCACACAGCAGUUAGGGACAUCACCUAGCAUCACAAUAAUUUAUUGACCAGCUCCUUCAAUGCAAAACCACACAUUUUGAGCUAUUUUGAAAAAAGAGUUGCGUAGUGGGGGAGCUUGACCGUUUGGCUUUCUCAUUCAUUCAUUCAAAUAUAACCAACAAGACGUUGUUUUCAUUUCAUGUUUGACUCUGUUUCCUGUUAUGGCUCAACGGUAUCCUUAGAUGACUGUGUUCCCUCCAUUAGUGUACAUCCUUGAGACAAAACUGCUCUAACGUUUCAUAUUUAGGAGAUCAACAUUUACUAGUGCACAAUAUUCUUUUUUAAAAAGAUUAAAGGGAGGGGCACAUAUGUGCAUGUACAUGGUUAUAGCCUAUGUUUUGAUGAGCAUAAACUGACUUUCUGUAGAACUAUUUUGCCAUAUUUCCCUGUAGGAACAUCCUACUUAGUCUACAGUGAUGCUAUUGGAUACAAAACGCUGUAUGUAAAAUAUGUGGAGUUUCCUGGAAAGGGAUGGCCAAAAACCCAUAAACAAUAAGUUGCUUUAAUGAAAAUAAAUGGCAUAAAGUAGGAUCGGAUCAUUAAAUUUCGCUGCUUUGAGUUUAAAGUCAAAGAAACAAUAUUUGGCUGAACUCUCGGUCGCCUUUGUCUUUCUGUGGCAGGCAAAAUAUAGUUUUCCUGAACAAGGAAAAGUACUAUAAGUUGGGUGUUAUUAACCCUGCCUCCAUCCAGAGCGCCAUCCACUAGCAUGGCUCCUCCCGCCCCCUUCUGGCACUCUGCUCCGCUCAUCAAUAGGGAGCGCAUUUAAAUAAUGUGUGAGCGCUUGGAUCAGAGCCAAUCAGCUGUCAGGGGACCGUGAUAAAUCGCAAUGCAUUAUUGAUAAUAAUAAUUACGUUGACAUGCGCAUUUCUACUUCAGGGGUUAAUUUUCCGAGCCGAAGAAUCUGUUGAAGAAGGGGAGGAAAUUUGUCUGUAACUCUUUGCUCCUGAUGGUCGCACCAUGUCGCGGCGCAAGCAAGCCAAACCGCAGCACAUCAACUCCGACGAGCCCGGAUCGAUGGAAAAUGGGAUUCAUCAAGGUGAUUCCGCUGAGGAGAUUGGAAAUGAAGUAAAGAGGUUCAGAAUGGAUGAAACCAGAGUGUGCACCAAGUGCUGUGCUGAAUUCUUCGACGAAGAAGAAUUUCUUGAACAUGAGAAAAAUUGCACAAAAAGUCAGCAAGUGGUCAUCAUGAAAGAUGGAGACGGCAGUGACGAGCCUGAGAAAUAUUCACAGGGUUCUUCUGAAGGCCUUGCCAGUGAUCACGAAGACGGCCACUCCAGCAAUCAUUCUCCAUCGCGUGCCAACACAGACCAGCUUGAAAGAUUGGAGGAGGAGUCCAGUGCAAAUGCAGAUGAUUCCAGACACCAGGAUCGGGGAGAGAUGUCUGCUAGUCCUGAGAUGACUUUCCAACCCUCCCCCAAAAGGCAAGAUUCAAAUGUUACUCUUGAAACCAUGGCUGACACUAAAGUGGCUGUUUCCCAAAUUCCUUCAAACACUUCUCAGACUUCACAGGAUGCCAUGCAGGCCAUUCCAGUAAUCCUGGAACAGCUAGUGUGCCUCCAGCAGCAACAGCUACAGCAAAUCCAGCUCACCGAACAGAUCAGAAUCCAAAUAGCCAUGAUGGUCCCACAGAGUCUCCAAUCAUCAGUAGAGUCAACAAUGGAUCCUCUGAGAGCCCUUGGUGCACAUCUCUCUCAGCAACUGUCUGCUGCAGCAGCACUGAUAGGAAAAAGAACCGGCAGUCAGAGCCUUUCCAUGGAGAAACUAAAGCAAGGUAAACUACCUCUACCCACUGGCAUGUCUCCUGCUCUGAAUGCAGGAAUGGGCUCGAUGACAUCAAACACAGACCUUUUAAAGGGUGCUCCAGAUCUAGCCGGACGUUUACCAGUACUCAUGCCACAGUCUUCAGGUGUUCUGGGUUUCCCUAGUGUGUUCAGUGGAGUCCAGGCAGGGAUCGAUGCCUCCAAAAAAGUGAAGCCAAAGAUGCUGAACAUCCCACCGGAAUCAAAGAGUGGGGACCCACUAUACAAGCACAAGUGCAAAUACUGUGGAAAGACUUUUGGCAAUGACAGUGCCCUCCAGAUUCAUUUGCGUUCUCACACCGGGGAGAGGCCUUUCAAGUGUAACAUCUGCGGAAACCGUUUCACAACCAAGGGAAACCUCAAAGUGCAUUUCCAGCGGCAUAAAGACAAAUAUCCUAACAUCAGCAUGAAUCCUCAUCCUGUACCCGAGCACCUUGACAAUAUUCCGACCAGCAGUGGGAUUCCCUUUGGUAUGUCCGUACCCAUGGAUGAGUCAAACAUAACCGAAAUGAAGCCUGUGCCAAGUCACCCAGCGGCUGUUUUCAGCCCAUCAUCCAUGCCAGGGUUCAAAACAUUUGAUGGCUUUGGGGGUGAUCCAUUUUCCCAGAGACCCUCGCCAUCAACAAGUAAUGGCUCCCCAAAUGUUUCGUCUGUGUAUGGCCAAGACGUGGGCCUGGAGCCCAACCAGAAAGAUGCUAAAGAGAUGCUUGGAGCAUUGCACCACAUGAAUGGUAAUUCUCUCUUAGGGGAGCAAAGCUCUGGAACAGCAAAACUUCAGCAGAUGGUGGAUGGACUGGAGAAGAAGACUGGUGAUCCCAAUGAGUGUGUGAUCUGCCAUAGGGUACUGAGUUGUCAGAGCUCACUCAAAAUGCAUUAUCGCACACACACUGGCGAAAGGCCGUACAAGUGCAAGAUCUGUGGCCGCGCAUUCACCACAAAGGGUAACCUCAAGGCUCAUUAUGGUGUGCACAGGGCUAGCACUCCUCUUAAAAUGCAACACUCAUGCCCAAUCUGCCAGAAAAAGUUCACAAAUGCAGUGGUUCUACAGCAGCACAUUCGCAUGCACAUGGGUGGGCAGAUCCCCAACACCCCCAUGCCAGAAAACCAGUUUGAACCAGCAGAAGCAAUUGUGCCUUCUCUCCCAGAAGAGAAGUCUAUUGACGCCAACGGAUUUGAAGCCAGCAUGGAAGAUCAAGAGCCAGAGCUUAACAAGACAGCAAAUGACUCCUCCAGUUCCCUGCCAUCUGCCGCUGAGGAGCAACCACAGAAGCUUGCAGCCCCUGUAAUGUCCAGCCUAGAUGUUUUGAAGAAUCUCUCCAAUGCUCUUGCACUGAAACGACAAAAUAGCACUACUUCAGAAAGUGAAGGAACAUCCAAAGAAUCCCCACCAGCUCAGAGAGAGCAGGAGUAUCAAAACGGCCGUAGUCCCUCCAUCUCAGACUCGGCUGCGUCUUUUCGCUCCUCUUCUCCAGUUAACAACAUUAAUGGCAAAUCUCCUCAGCCUGCUCUUGAUGAAUUUCCCCAGAGCGGGUCAAAACCAGAGUCAGAUGACGCUAAAGAUGAGUCAAGUGGCGCACUUGACCUCACAGCUUCCAGCAGCUUCACCCCAAAAGCAAUUAAGGAAGAGCCUGGCAUGUCUUUUUCAAAUGGAGACUAUGUAGCUUCCAGUAACAUGCCUUUCAUGAGGAUACCACCAACGUUGGCCAGUCUAGAGAUGAAGGUUCCCCCAGAGAAUCCUCUGGGUCCUCACGGGUUGUUCAGCUCCCAUGUGCCUCAGGGAACAGCCAUGCCCUCCUCAGUGUCCCCUGCACCACGACGAUCAGCCAAACCACAUGUGUGCCAUGUCUGUGGCAAGAACUUCUCCUCUGCCAGUGCCCUGCAGAUCCAUGAGCGCACACAUACAGGAGAGAAGCCUUUCGCCUGCCACAUUUGUGGCAGGGCUUUCACAACGAAGGGAAAUCUAAAGGUUCAUAUUGGCACCCACAUGUGGAACAACUCAUCAAGGCGUGGCCAGCGUCUGUCUCUAGAUAAUCCCAUGGCGUUGAUUGCAAUGACCCCAGAUGCAAAGAUGAUGCCAGAAAUGAUGCAGGCCCCCAAAGAGCUGGUCGCUCCUCCGAUGAACUUUGACCCAUCUCUGUGGAACCAGUAUGCGACUGCUACCUUCAGUGGUGGCCUGACCAUGAAGACCAACGAAAUUUCUGUCAUCCAGGGAGGUGGCAUCCCACUCCCUGGGAGCCCUGCUGGAGGGCCCCUGAUUGGCUCCACUGGAGGCCUCAUGAAGAUUGAUGGAUCCCACUCAGGCUUGCCUGCCACCAUGGCUGAAAUUGAGAAAAAUGGCUCAGACAGUGUGCCAAAAUCACAGUUUCCACAUUUCAUGGAAGAGGGCAAAAUAGCAGUUAAUUAGUUUCCCUUGUCUUUCUUUCUUUAUCCAUCAGGUAAUAAACACAUUCACUUUUGUGAAUGUCUCUCUUCUUUAUUGAGGUACAAUCAAUAUUCUGAGAAAUCCUUGUUGAUUUGCUGUUAAAUUGGUUAAAAAUGUCCAAUUAACUUUAUUGCAGCUAUGUUCCUCCUGAUCUCAGUGAUUCUUAAGUGUUAUUACUAGUCAAAUCUGUAUAACUGCUAGGGAUGCAUCAAUACAACAGCUUAUUUUUUUUGAAGGACAUUGACAAAGAAGACUUGCUGAUCUUUCGAUUAAUGUCUGUCUAUUGUUGCAUAAACUUUGAUGGCAUGAUGAAGCGCUGAAAAACUUUAUUAAUUUAGUUAAAAAAAGAUUUCUCUGGUUCCCUGGUACAGAAGGGGAGGAGAAUGACCAUAUCCCAAGCUCAUGAUUCCAGUUGGUGCAUCCCUAAAAACUACUGUAGUUGUAUUUUAUUUCAUGUAAUUAUAUAUGCGGGUAUUUGUUUUCUUUUUUUUCCCCCAGUGAGUUGUUUUGUUGUCUCUCCAGAAAUUGAAUGUAUAACUUACUUGAAACUGCUUUAAUUCAAGACUGUCUCCUUGAUACUUUUGAAGGAUUUUGACUUUAAUAGGAAAAUAACCUGAACGUGCCAGCCUGAUGAGUCAGAAAUAAUGACGUAUUUGACCACAUGUGUCCAUACUACUUCCCCCUCCUGUUGUGUGCCAUAGGUUACAUGAUAUUGUACAUAUUUGUAGUGGUAACUGUUAUUAGCUUGUCUGUAAUUGAAAAGGCGUUCUGAUCAGAUUAAUGUAAUGGGCAAUGCAAAAAAUCUCUCAAAGUGCAACAGUUCAGUCAUAGCUGAAUUUUGGUUGCACUGGCGCCAGGAUACAGUAGUUAAUAACUUGUACCCUUUUCCAAGUGCCUAGUCUGAUUUCAUGGCACCAUCUGGUUGUAACAAAGGUGCUGUUUGACUUGAGAUAUUGUGUUGUGACAUGGCAUGUAUAUCACAUCUUUGUCAGCUUACUAAAAUCAUUUUUUUACACCCACGUAGUCCACUUCUACAACUACGGAGUAAAAUUUUGUUGGCUGAGCUCUGAAGGCUAUCCCAUGCUUAAUGUUCUCAUGCCUGCACUUUAUUUAAGGUUUUAGUUUCAUUUACAUUGUAUAGAUACAUUUACGUCACUGCUUAAUUGUACUGGCUAAAAGGGGAAGAGGUCAAGCCAACAUUUGUAUGUGUAUUUCCUUCCUGUAACAAACAGCUGUUUACGGUAAUAUACAACUUGUAGCAUGAUUAAUUUAUUUAUAUUACACAGUGCUUGAGUUUAGGGGUAAGUUCUACCUCUCUUAGAUUUUAGUUGUCCCAUAUGCCCCUUACACUCAAUGCAAUGCUCUGUACGUUUCUGGGUACAUUGUUUAGUUUUGUUUUGUUUUUCCGAUAAUGCGAUAAGAUUUCUCACUCUCAACCUGCUGAGUUGAACAGUAAUGAAUGUAUGUCUGACACUUUACACAACUCAGAAUGGUCCAAGUGCUUUGUAGGUCCCUGCUGUACAUUCCUUAUUGAUAUGCAUUUGCCAAGUUGUGCCUUUCUUUAGCAACCAUGUCAGAAACUGCUUUCAAGUUGUCUCUACAGUUCAAGUAAUGUUGAGCCAGUUUGAUCCGUUUACAGUGUAAAUAUUUCUUCUUCUUUUUUUUUUCUUUUUUUUCAAAGGUUUCCUUCACAUAAAUGUUUUCUGAUUUUUGAAAAAUAAAAUCAGGGUGACUUUUUCAACAUCCCUCC
Haplochromis burtoni (Burton's mouthbrooder) is the source of this 9615-nucleotide messenger RNA. It is a transcript of the gene sall4, whose product is annotated as spalt-like transcription factor 4. The transcript is spliced from 4 exons. Gene Ontology annotation, biological process: regulation of transcription by RNA polymerase II. The coding region runs from base 4602 to 7847 and encodes 1081 amino acids. Gene Ontology annotation, molecular function: DNA-binding transcription factor activity, RNA polymerase II-specific; RNA polymerase II cis-regulatory region sequence-specific DNA binding. The record is from RefSeq and is a predicted model, not a curated record. Gene Ontology annotation, cellular component: nucleus. Lineage: Eukaryota; Metazoa; Chordata; Actinopteri; Cichliformes; Cichlidae.